This is a messenger RNA of Ostreobium quekettii, 552 nucleotides long. The record is from the annotation of a GenBank genome assembly. Lineage: Eukaryota; Viridiplantae; Chlorophyta; Ulvophyceae; Bryopsidales; Ostreobiaceae.
AUGUCAGUUGUGCAGCAUACUGUUGUGCACCCCCAAUGGGAAGGCCACCAGAGGUCGCCUCACAACAUAGCACUGCUAAAGUUGGCAAGGGAAUCGACACUGCCGUUUCCCACACGCCUGACCAAUCAUUUCGAGCUCAGGACAGGACAAAAGCUCUAUGUCUUGGGUUGGGGCCAGGGAGAAGAUGGCCCCGCUCUGGGAGAAGCGAUUUUCACCACACUGAAGACAGAGGUUCAGGAUCUCAUAGAUGGCUCCCAUUGCAACAGAUCAACACUGUGGAGAGGCGAGAUGCCGCAAGGCAUGCUGUGUGGCUUGAACCAUGGACAGACGGCAUCCUGCAUAGCCGAUUCAGGGAGCCCCUUGCUGCUUCUGGAUACGCCAAAGCUCAAAGUGGACAUCGGGAAUCCUCGGUUGGAUUUCUUGGUCGGCCUGAACGUCGAUGGAGCUCCAUGCGGAACGCCAAGGAAGCCCGAUAUCUACAUCGACCUGAGAGCCAACGACAAAUGGAUUGAAUCCGAAAUCGGCAGUUGGCACGCUAGUGAGGAGUUGUGA